Messenger RNA from Dimorphilus gyrociliatus, 2030 nucleotides. The record is from the annotation of a GenBank genome assembly. Lineage: Eukaryota; Metazoa; Annelida; Polychaeta; Dinophilidae.
AUUACAUAAUACCAGUUUAUUCUUGCGAUAUCUCUUAAAUUCUUUAAGAAAUUUCGAUUUUCUAAAACAAUUUAGUAGAUAUUUUGAUUCUAGAAAAUAUUACCGAUAUUCACUGAGAAAUUAAUACAAAAUGUCUGAUAACUCUGAAGAUAAGAAAUUGACAAUUGCCAUAAAAAUCCAAAAACGAGACGAGGAAAGAAAAGCCGAAGUCACUCGUCGAAAGGAUGAGAUUUUGUCUAAAAAGCCGGAAAAUGAAAAGAUUGACGUAUUCGAUUCUAAUUUCCAGCUUUUAAAGGUAGAGAUUGAAGAAAAAUUGGCAUUGACAGUUGAACCAAGUGAUGCUAAAGAACAUAUUGAUGAUAUCCUUCAGAGUAUUCGAAAAGCGCAGAAACUCUUAACAGAUUCAAUAAAAUUUGUUCCUCCUGUUAGAAUUGCUUUCAUACAGAAUUUAAUCAAUAAAUUUGAAAGAAACUUGUUAGUUAAGGAGGAGACUUUAAAGCCAAAGAAGAAGUUUGCGUUUAAAAAAGCUAAAAAAGUCCAAGGGCCUAUUCAAUCCACAAUGAAAAUAGCCAAGAGCGAAGAAACAAGGGACGAAACGAAAAAUUUCGGUUUUUCUAUAGAAGGGAAAAUGGACGAAAACAUUACUAUUGAAGAGAAUCAAACUAACCAAAAAGAUAUCCUUAUAUCAAAUAUGAACAAUUGUACUAUAAGAAUUAUUGGUAGUCCUGGCACAUUACAUAUGGUCAAUAUCGAUAAUUGCACUAUUCUUUCUGGCCCUUCUUCAACGUCUGUCUUUAUUGAAUUAUCGAAAAAUAGUCGAUUCGUAAUGGCAGGACAACAAUUUCGUAUUCACAAAACCGAGUCGUCAGAUUUCUACAUUCACGUUACAAGUCGAGCCAUAAUAGAAGAUUGUAAUAGUGUUAGAUUUGCUCCAUAUGUCUUUAAUUACGAAAAACUAGAUGAACAUUACAAAUUAUCUGGCUUAGAUAAAAGUGUUAAUAAUUGGGAACUUGUAAACGAUUUUAAUUGGUUAACUACAACGAAGAAAUCACCAAAUUGGGAUAUAAUACCUGAAGCGGAUAGGCAAACCUUUAUAUAGCAUGAAAGAUUUUAUUUUUAUUUUGAAAUGAAUAGAUUUCUAACAUUGAAACUUGUCUCUAUUCCAUAAAUAACUAAAUAAGAAAUACUAGAAAAAGGAGAGCAUUCUUGUAGAAAGAGAUAGAAUACUUUAAAUAGUAUUGUACUAUGUUAAACUAGGAUUCUAAGAAUACUAAUAAAAAGGAAAGAAAAAUAUCUUACUUCUUUCAAUUAGCAACGCAAAUAUUACAAUUCUAUUUCUCAAAAUAUUUAGAUAGUAGAGAAUGAAGUGUUAAGGGAAACUUUUGCAUUUCUUCUUAGCGCUAUAGAAUGAAAGCUAAUCUAACGUUAAUAAACUUUACAGGUACACGUAGUUAAUUACUAAAUAAGUGAAUAGUAAAAAUAAUAAGACAUUUUUGUGAUGUUCUAAAGCCUUAUUUACAAUUGGAAGCUGUUUGGUAUGUUAUCAAUGCGAUAAACGAUGGCAUUAUGACUGCGUUACUUCAGACUAUUUGGUUACUUGUCCGUCUUUUGAGGGAAAGGCGGCAUGUAUGUCGAGAGCACAAAUUUAUGUUAAAAAUAGGCGUCUCUACUGGAAAGAGUGUUCCUCUAUGGAUGCUUGUCUUUCGAUAGAAAAGGAUUAUAAUAAAUCUAAAUCAUGUUCUAAAGAUGACGGAUCUAUGUGCAUUCAUUGUUGUAAUACAAACGCUUGUAAUAAAGUUGAUCCGAUUGAAGUAUAUGAAAAAAACAAUGGCGAUUAUUCUCAUCUAAAUGUUUUAGUGUCAACUUGGCCUGUUUUUUUGACAGGUUUAAUAAAAUGAAAUUGAGUCUUGUUUUUUGUUGGUAAUACGUUAAAUUUGUUUAUUUCAAAGGACUGUCGGGAUUGAAUUGAUCAUAUAUAUAUUAAUAUUUGAUGUAUAUAAAAAAUGUAUGAAUCUUUAUAUAAAUGAAUU